Messenger RNA from Penaeus monodon (black tiger shrimp), 1119 nucleotides. Its product is annotated as apical endosomal glycoprotein-like. Gene Ontology annotation, molecular function: protein binding. NCBI's taxonomy places the organism in Eukaryota, Metazoa, Arthropoda, Malacostraca, Decapoda, Penaeidae. The transcript is spliced from 9 exons. Gene Ontology annotation, cellular component: membrane. Bases 1 to 1119 code for a protein of 372 amino acids. The record is from RefSeq and is a predicted model, not a curated record.
AUGGAAAGUGUAGGCUCCUUUAUAUGGAACUACAGCCACCAUGCCUUUGGCACUACAGCAAAUACCAUUAAGAUUCUACCCACAUAUUUGGAACCAAAUAUCAAGGGUGGCCACAAGUUCCAGAAAAUGCAUGGUGAAUAUUUGUCAUCCUUUCAUUUUACCAGAAAAGACAUACGCACGAGUUACUAUUCUGAUGGCAUGCACCUUAUAGCAUCACUGAAUAAUACAGCAAAGGGCCUUUGGGUUAAAUUCACCAUUCCAGUCGGCGAUAGCACUCAUAGUGGGGAUUUCCAAGUCGUCUUAGAAGGCGUAGCAGACCCGGAUGUACGAGGCACUCUUUCGCUAGACGACUUCGCAAUGUCGCCAGUAUGUGAACUCUCGCCCAACCAACACCUACCUGGCGAAGAUGACCUGACCACACCUUCCCCUGUCUGCCUGCCGCCUCAACUAGCUUGUGGUAACGGACUCUGUUACUACCCAGAAGACACUUGCAACUUCAUCGAUGACUGCGGAGAUGGAACGGAUGAGCUUCAGUGUACUAGGAGUUGUGACUUCGAGACGGAGGGCGACCUGUGCGGCUGGUUCGUGAGCGUGGCGAGUUCCAUCCCCUGGCAGCGUGGGGGGUUCCCAGCCCCCCUACCCGGACCCCCUGUUGACCACGCCCUCAAUGCUUAUGCGCAUGACCUUUUCACGGCCAAGGAAAAGAGCACUGGAGGACAGGUCGCCAUCUUGGAGUCCCACACGUUUUCCCAAGUGGGGGAGGAAUGCACCCUUGUGUUCUGGCACUAUAUGUUGUCCACGGGUGCCGAGGCCUCGAGUCUGGCUGUUUACAAGAAAUCGAAGGAGACUGUGUCUUUACCAUUUUCCCUAGACCCCAUAGCCAUCGGACGACGUGAGCUGGGCUGUGCCCCCCCGGAAGUCGUGCCAUCAGCCCCCAAAUUCAGGGCAUUUUCUGUUAAGGGUUCUGGGUAUUAUGUCAAAAAUAGGGUCAUACGUUUACUGUCCAGGCCCAAAGGGUCUCCGGGGCAGGUGCAGGGAUCACCCCCCCCCCACCAUCCUGCGUCGCGGGGCCUGGUUUCGUCAGGGUUUGGUUUACAUGACACCGACAAGCUAAUAUGA